Molecule: messenger RNA, 1242 nt
Organism: Drosophila sulfurigaster albostrigata
Lineage: Eukaryota; Metazoa; Arthropoda; Insecta; Diptera; Drosophilidae
Exons: 2
Coding region: 152-991 (279 amino acids)
Source: RefSeq, a predicted model, not a curated record
UUUUUGUGCUGUGUUCGAAUCACAAAGUGCUCAUUAUUUUACUUAGCCUUUCGGCAAUCGCAUCAUUUCGACGGGCAACAUGAAAAUCAAUCUAAAUUAAAGUUUUUAUAAAUUUUUCGUAAAAUUUUUCUUUUGGCUUUUAAUAUUCUCGAUGAUGCAAUCCUUUAAAAAGAACCUUUCCCAACUGCCGUUGGCAAUGAUGCAGCUUUUCCAGCAGCCGCAACAUAUCGGUCUUCUGUCCGUCACGAGUUGUCCGAACGUCGUAAAGCACAAGCGAUGCAUGGAUACAUUGUAUGGUGUGGAGUCAUGCGAGGAUUGUGCCGAUGCUUAUCAGAUAUCGGGACCCCGUGAGGAUUUGCAGAAAAUGAAGGAGCCGGAUCCAUUCAAGAGCAAGGAUCCAUGCUGGCAAUCCUUGCGACGUACGGAGUACAAGUGUCGGACAGACCCAGAAUUUUUAUUAGAUUCGUUCAUCGAUGCAAGAAAGAAAUGUCUUUCGAAUCCCUGUGCCUGGGACGUACCACGUGCCGACUUGACCCACUAUCGACCCUCUGAUAAACUGAAACGCAGAUAUCAGCGAACUUGGAUCAAGUGUGUGGUUAAGCGACGCAAGGUCAAAAUGCAGUGCGAUUGCAAGCCUGUGGUACUUCCGCGUCGGAAGUUCAAGAAACUUGAGGCACUACCUGGCAAGACAAAUAAUGAAUGCAUUGGUGGUGGUCCAGACUUGGGCCUGGCCCUGUGUGUGAAACCCAAAAAAGCGGACUCACCAUGUCCCCGUCUGAGUGCUAAGGGCUGUAAGCCAUCUAGGUUUCCCCCAUCCUGCAAAGAAGGCGGUCGAAAACCGUCAGGAUGCCGCAAGCGCUUAACUAAAUAUCCAGCCUUCUCGGAGUGUCUAAUUGAUCCAUUACCCGAUGCACCGCCCGUUGAAUGCAGUUGCCUAAAGACCCCCAUGAUGUGUCAAGUAUGGGAGUAUUACCGUAAUAGAAAAUCUUAAUUAUCAACAAAAAAAACCCACUUUUUAAAUAUUUGAUUGCUGAAAUUAAAAGAGCCACGAUAUAAGUUAUCGAUCCUUUAUAGAUCAACAUUAGCAGAGCUAAAGAUGGUGGAGGGAUAAAAGAAGUCCAGAAAGCCCCACUCGAGUUUCACAUCAGGUUGCCAUAUACCACUUUUCUAAUAAUUUAAAAAAAACGCGGACUAUUUUGCACAACAAUAAUUACUUUUAUAUAAAAAAUGUUGAUGAAUUAA